Messenger RNA from Cygnus olor (mute swan), 2573 nucleotides. RefSeq names its product heat shock protein family A (Hsp70) member 5 (gene HSPA5). Gene Ontology annotation, biological process: protein refolding; endoplasmic reticulum unfolded protein response; cellular response to unfolded protein. The record is from RefSeq and is a predicted model, not a curated record. The coding region runs from base 178 to 2253 and encodes 691 amino acids. NCBI's taxonomy places the organism in Eukaryota, Metazoa, Chordata, Aves, Anseriformes, Anatidae. The transcript is spliced from 8 exons. Gene Ontology annotation, cellular component: membrane; endoplasmic reticulum chaperone complex; endoplasmic reticulum lumen. Gene Ontology annotation, molecular function: heat shock protein binding; ATP-dependent protein folding chaperone; ATP hydrolysis activity.
AGGCCAGCUUAGUGGCAGCCGACCAAUGGGCGCGCUCCAGCGAGGGCUCUGCAGCCAAUGGCGAGCCUCCACGCAGGAGUAACGGAGGGUAUAUAAGGGCGGGCGGCGCGGCCUGGGCGCUUAGCGGCAGUUGGCGGCGCGGUCGGUGUCACGGGCGGCGAGGGGCGAGCGGCCGGUAUGAGGCACCUCCUGUGGGCGCUGCUGGUGCUGGGCGCCGCGCGGGCGGACGACGAGGAGAAGAAAGAGGACGUGGGCACGGUGGUGGGCAUCGACCUCGGCACCACCUACUCCUGCGUGGGCGUUUUCAAGAAUGGCCGGGUGGAAAUCAUUGCCAACGACCAGGGGAACCGCAUCACCCCGUCCUACGUGGCGUUCACGCCCGAGGGGGAGCGUUUGAUCGGUGAUGCCGCCAAGAACCAGCUGACGUCCAACCCCGAGAACACCGUGUUCGAUGCCAAGCGGCUCAUAGGCCGCACCUGGAACGACCCCUCGGUGCAGCAGGACAUCAAGUACUUGCCGUUCAAGGUUGUUGAAAAGAAAGCCAAGCCCCAUAUUCAAGUUGAUGUUGGUGGUGGACAGACAAAAACGUUUGCUCCUGAAGAAAUUUCUGCUAUGGUCCUGACAAAGAUGAAGGAAACCGCAGAGGCUUACCUGGGGAAGAAGGUUACUCAUGCUGUUGUUACUGUGCCAGCCUACUUCAAUGACGCUCAGCGUCAGGCCACAAAGGAUGCUGGUACUAUUGCUGGGCUGAAUGUGAUGCGGAUCAUCAACGAGCCAACAGCUGCUGCUAUUGCUUAUGGAUUGGACAAGAGAGAGGGUGAGAAGAAUAUCCUCGUGUUUGACUUGGGUGGUGGGACUUUUGAUGUCUCCCUCCUCACAAUUGACAAUGGAGUCUUCGAAGUUGUGGCUACUAAUGGAGACACUCACCUGGGUGGAGAAGACUUUGACCAACGUGUUAUGGAACACUUCAUCAAACUCUACAAAAAGAAAACUGGGAAAGAUGUCAGGAAGGAUAAUAGAGCUGUGCAGAAACUGAGACGGGAAGUGGAGAAAGCAAAGCGAGCCUUGUCAUCUCAGCAUCAAGCUAGAAUUGAAAUAGAAUCCUUUUUUGAGGGAGAAGACUUCUCUGAGACGCUUACUCGAGCCAAGUUUGAAGAACUGAACAUGGACCUGUUCCGUUCUACGAUGAAGCCUGUCCAGAAAGUUCUGGAAGACUCUGACCUGAAGAAGUCUGAUAUUGAUGAGAUUGUUCUUGUCGGUGGCUCUACUCGCAUCCCCAAAAUACAACAACUCGUUAAAGAGUUCUUUAAUGGGAAGGAGCCUUCUCGUGGCAUUAAUCCGGACGAGGCUGUAGCCUACGGUGCAGCUGUUCAGGCUGGUGUUCUCUCUGGGGACCAAGAUACAGGUAACUACAUCUUCACUCACACUUUGUAUCUGCCUCAGAUUGCUCUUCACAGUGGCGCACUCUGUCAAAGAGGAGCUGAAGUCGCUCACGUUCUGCCCCUUGACCUGUCUGUUACAGGUGACUUGGUACUGCUUGACGUGUGUCCUCUGACACUUGGUAUUGAGACCGUUGGCGGGGUGAUGACUAAACUGAUCCCAAGAAAUACUGUUGUUCCCACAAAGAAGUCUCAGAUUUUCUCUACAGCUUCUGACAACCAGCCGACUGUGACGAUCAAGGUCUAUGAAGGUGAGCGUCCCCUCACCAAGGAUAAUCAUCUUCUGGGAACUUUCGAUCUGACGGGAAUCCCUCCUGCUCCUCGUGGUGUCCCACAGAUCGAAGUUACCUUUGAAAUAGAUGUAAAUGGAAUCCUCCGUGUCACAGCUGAAGACAAGGGCACUGGGAACAAAAACAAGAUCACAAUUACAAACGAUCAGAAUCGGCUAACACCCGAAGAGAUCGAGAGGAUGGUUAAUGAUGCUGAGAAGUUUGCAGAGGAAGACAAAAAGCUUAAGGAACGUAUUGAUGCCCGCAACGAGCUGGAGAGCUAUGCCUAUUCUCUGAAGAAUCAGAUCGGGGACAAAGAGAAGCUGGGUGGCAAGCUGUCAUCUGAAGACAAAGAAACAAUAGAGAAGGCGGUGGAGGAAAAGAUUGAGUGGCUUGAAAGCCACCAGGAUGCGGAUAUCGAAGACUUCAAAUCAAAGAAGAAGGAGCUAGAGGAAGUUGUUCAGCCCAUUGUUAGCAAGCUCUACGGAAGUGCAGGCCCCCCUCCCUCGGGUGAAGAAGAAACAGCAGAAAAGGAUGAGUUGUAGAUACUGGCAUCCCUGAAUGUGGUGUGUGUAUAUAUUGGACUCAGGAACACUUGUUUAAAAUAUUGGACUCUUAAUUUGGAAUGUAACUGAAUCUUCACUCGUGAGUGGAGCUGGAAAUGCUAGCCCGAAGUGGCUGUUUACUGCUUUUCGUUAGCAGGUGCUUGAUGUCUGGGGAGGGAAGGGCAGCGGGGGGGCGUGUAAAUGAGAACAGGGGCGUAGAAGUACUGGCCAUGGAAGCGUUCUAUUUAACAAGUCGGUCAUGUGAAGCUGGUGGAGAACUUUUCUACCUGAAGUGACCACAAUAAAUUUGUUAUUUACAC